AUGGUAAACGGCAAUUAUGUGUUGUACGGGGACCGGCCGUCCUCGGAGUCCGAAAUCGUCGAGGACCACGUGCACGCGCGCACGGCCGAGCGAAAGCCCAGGAGGAAGGCGAACAGGAGUGCGAACGAGCUGCAAUUCUCGCUGAACCUCGCCCAGCUGGACAACGAGACGGACUCCGUCAAGUACGAGAAGAGGGCGAAGGAGCCGCGGCUGCUGCGCUACGUGCCCACCACGGAUGUGGAGGAGCACUUCGUGAGCGAGAAGUUCGAGACGUACGACCUAAAGCCCACCGAGGAGCCGCCCAGGCGAUACGCCUUCGCCAAGAAGCCAAAGAACCCCGCCGACGGCUCGGUGAACUACGCGUACUCGAGGUCCAGCAGCAGCUGCAGCUCGCCGAACGGGAACCUGCCCACGAUCUCCGAGCAAGGGGAGCAAUAUGGCACGUACCGCGUGCGCGGGGUGCACGCCGCCGACGACGAGCCGGCCACCGCCUACGAGACGAAGCUGGACAAGUACUUCGCCAGGCCCCGAGACCGAGACGUGAAGACGUUCGUCGCUAAGGGUUCUCACCCAGACAGUCUGUACCGGGUGCCCAUGGGUAGCAGCGUAGGUGCGAGCAAGAUCGGCCGGAUACUCCGCGUGCUGCGAUGGCCGGUGGCUUUGUUCAGCGUGUGCGUCGCCUUGGCUAUCUUCGUGUACUUCCUUAUGCCUGACAACCUUUCCUCCGAGUAUGAGAUCGUCAAUGCAACGAGCUGGCAGAAGAGUAAUGCAAACCCCCAAUCCCGCAGGAAUCCCGAAAAGCCCGGUCGGAAGCCCCUGGAGGGAAACGGGCACUUGCCAAAGGGCAAUUUACGUACGCACGGUACGAAACCGCAGGAAAUUGAUUUCUACGACGCUGAGAGCGCAACAGGUAUUGACCUAACAUCCUUAAUGGAAAAGAAAACAACGAAAAAUGAACAAACUAAAACACCAGCCCCUCCAGUCUUUCCCACACAUUUAACGCCCGAGGUGCAGUACGGUAACGAGAAAGCGGACACUGGGAAAUUACGUAAUCCCAAAGUAAUGGAAGACGCAACCACGAAGGCCGACGAGUCCACAUUGAAACCGCACAUCACCCAAAGUCCCGAGAAACCACUGGCCAUAUACUUCGACGAGGGCAAAGCGGUCGCGGCGAGCACGACCGAGAGCAUUACACGGGCGGAGAGCAAUAAUGACGUAUUGCUUUACGACGAGAGGCAAACAACAAAAGCACCCGAAGGGAUGUCGAGUAAGGCACAUCCACCUGUCUACAAAGACACCUCCCUGUACAUGCGCAAUGAGAACACGAGUCCGAGGGAGCAGCCGAACGAGCCGGAGCUCCCACCGGAACUUCACGGCUACUACCAGUUCAGUCCGUUGAGCCCGGACAAUCGUUUCACCUCGGGCCACUCUAAGCUGUUCGGCAUCUCCAUAGAGGACGCGCAGAAGAUGAAGUCCACCACCCAAAGCUCCCUGUACAACACUCGAGUCUCCCCAACACUGCCUACGUGGCGGGACAGGAUCGAUAGCACAACAAAAAAUUAUCCCUUAAAUAUCAAUUUAGACGUAUCGCAAUGCCGGUCGACGAGGCUUGCCCUAUGCAGGGGAGUGCUUCCAUACGACUUAGCGGGCCCUGCGGUGACAUUGGACGAUGUGGAGGUGACGGAACUGCUGCCCCAGAUAGAGUACCUGGUGGCCACCAACUGCAGCGAUCGGGCAGCGCAAUUCCUCUGCGCUCUUCUAGAACCUGAGUGUAGUCCAUCCCCGUAUCCAGCAAAGAUGCCGUGCUAUAACCUCUGCAGGGCGGUGGCGGAGAGCUGCGAGGGCUCCAUCCCACGGGAGCUGGCCGGGGUGUUCGUCUGCGCGCGGUACGCGGCGGAGGGCUGCGCGAUGGCGCGCUCCCCUUGCGGCCCGCGCGAGCAGCCCUGCUCGGACGGCGGCUGCGUGCCCUCGCACUGGGCCUGCGACGGCACCCCUGACUGCGCCGCCGGCGACGACGAGGCGCACUGCACCGGCUGCGCGCCCAACGAGUUCCAGUGCGGCUCCGGCGGCUGCAUCCGCUCGCGGUGGGUGUGCGACGGCUACUCCGACUGCCCCCGGGGCGAGGACGAGGCGGAACAGGUGUGCGGCAGACGGGCCCGGGAGGAGGACGCCGAGCCGGAGCCGGGCGAGGAGUCCGCCGGCUCGGCGCCGGCGCUCGCCGUCCGCCGGCCCAACCGCGUGACGGAGACCGAUGCGUCGAUCCACCGAAACGGCGAGGUCGACAGCAGCAAGGAGCUGCUCAUGACGAGCGACAGCAACAACGCGUUCAAACGCAACUUCACCCGCCGCCCCUCGCCGUCCCGCCUCACCCCUUACAGCCGCCCGAUCAUCCACGACACCAAAGCGGACGCAGACGACAAAGCUGACGCAGACGACAAAGCCGACGCGACCGCGAGGUUGAAAAUCGCCGAGGUCAAAGUGACCAAGAGCUAUUCCGACAGCACCAGACGCAAGCACGGCGACGCGGCUAGCAAAACCGGCGCGAGGGAGAUGUCCGCGUGGAGCACACGCCGCCCACUCACCUCGACAAGUCCAUACACAAUC
Iphiclides podalirius (scarce swallowtail) is the source of this 2604-nucleotide messenger RNA. NCBI's taxonomy places the organism in Eukaryota, Metazoa, Arthropoda, Insecta, Lepidoptera, Papilionidae. The record is from the annotation of a GenBank genome assembly.